AAAAAAAAAAAAAAAAAAAACUGCUGUGAUAAUCCCAAACAAGAUCUCAACGAGACGAAAUAAACUUGAUCGUCCAAGAUCAAUCAUUCAAUAUGUGCAAAUCUCAGUUCCACAGCUUCCUCAAGGCCUUGCCAAAGGUUGAGCAGCAUCUCCAUAUUGAGGGAACUCUUGAGCCUGAACUUCUCUUCUCCCUCGCUGAGAAGAACGGGAUCAAAUUGCCAGAGGAUCCUGUCUACGAGUCGGCUGACAAGUUGCGAGAGCGAUAUGGGAGAUUCACAUCCCUCGAUGAUUUCCUGCACUACUACUACCUCGGGAUGAGCGUGCUUAUCACCGAAAACGACUUUGAGACUCUUGCGUACCAGUAUUUCCAGCGCGCGGCGAGCGAAAACGUCCGGCAUGCUGAGAUCUUCUUCGAUCCUCAGGCGCACAUCGCUCGAGGUGUCAGCUACGACACUGUCGUCGCAGGACUUACAGCUGCCAAGCGUCGUGCUCAGAAGGAGUUGGGGAUUACUGUCGAGCUGAUUGUCUGUAUCCUUCGCCAUCUACCUGUUCCCGAGUCUCAUGCUCUGGUCGAUACUCUUCUUGACCGUGGCCACUUCAACGAUGGUACCCUGACAGGCUUCGGCAUGGUCUCGAGCGAGAAGGCGUUCCCUCCUGAGCUCUUCACAGAGGUCUAUGCCCGUGUGGCAAAGACUGGCACUCAUCUCACCACUCACGCCGGUGAGGAAGCACCACCUUCUUUCAUCACUGCCUCACUCGAGCACCUGAAAGUCUCGCGCAUCGACCACGGUCUCGCAGCUGCUCAGGACCCAGAACUCCUCAAGAGACUGGCCGCCAACCGCACCCUCUUGACUUUCUGCCCCUGGUCUAACGUAGCUCUCUGCAACCUGCCUGAACUCGCCGACGCCCCUGUGCGCAAGUUCCUCGAUGCUGGUGUCCUCUUCAGCGUCAACAGCGACGAUCCUGCUUACUUUGGCGCCUACGUCCAGGAAGUCUACUGCCGUGUCCAGGAUACCUUCAGCCUCUCCGUCAAGGACUGGGCAUGGAUCGUCCGCGGUGCUGUUAAGGAAAGCUGGUGCUCUGAUGAGCGCAAGCAGAAGAUUCUCAGAGAGCUGGAGCAAGUGUUGGAGGAGUAUAAGGAUUUGAAGGCGUGAGCUGUGAUUCAAAAGUCAAGAAGGCAUUGGGGAUAGGGGAAGGGGUACGGCGGAGAUAGCCUGAUGUGUAGGUAGUUAGGACGGUUAGGUGGAAAUGCAACUCGCUGUAUUUCUGACGAACAAGAUAUUUAUCAUCUAAAAAUACGCUGCAGUUCCUGAACCGCUGUUUGCCGU
Messenger RNA from Fusarium verticillioides 7600, 1328 nucleotides. RefSeq names its product adenosine deaminase. Lineage: Eukaryota; Fungi; Ascomycota; Sordariomycetes; Hypocreales; Nectriaceae. Bases 93 to 1154 code for a protein of 353 amino acids. Gene Ontology annotation, biological process: purine ribonucleoside monophosphate biosynthetic process; hypoxanthine salvage; adenine catabolic process. The record is from RefSeq and is a predicted model, not a curated record. Gene Ontology annotation, molecular function: adenine deaminase activity. Gene Ontology annotation, cellular component: cytosol; nucleus. The transcript has a single exon.